Molecule: messenger RNA, 2160 nt
Organism: Naumovozyma dairenensis CBS 421
Lineage: Eukaryota; Fungi; Ascomycota; Saccharomycetes; Saccharomycetales; Saccharomycetaceae
Gene: TDA1
Product: protein kinase TDA1
Exons: 1
Coding region: 1-2160 (719 amino acids)
Biological process (GO): protein phosphorylation; cellular response to oxidative stress
Molecular function (GO): ATP binding; calcium/calmodulin-dependent protein kinase activity; calmodulin binding
Source: RefSeq, a predicted model, not a curated record
AUGCUACACAUUCAACCACUAACAAGUAUGGAUGACCCUUCUAACCUCAACACUGGUUCUAAGGAAGCUAAUUCCUUACCGAAAAAUAAUCAUCUACCCACUCCUCCAACCUCCUCUGAUGGAACGACUACGACUGAAGUAAUGACAUGGCCAAACUUAUCCCAUAACGAAAAAGCAUUCAAAUGUAAAUACGUCACCAAACAUAACUCUCAACUUGGUGAUGGUAACUUCAGUAUAGUAAAAGAAUGUAUAAACAUUCAAACAAAGGAUCAUUUCGCCAUGAAAUUAAUUAACAAGAAAAUCGUCAAAGGGAAAAUAAAAUUAAUCCAAAGAGAAUUCAAACUUUUAAAAUUCAUAUCAGAGGAAAUUAGAUCAGUAGAAAGAGUUAACAUGAAAUCUCAAACUCAACCUUCUUCUUUAAGAAUAAACAGUAAUAAAUACACGAACGCAAACGCGAACGUAAACACGAAUAUGUAUGAUACAUUUGAUGGUCAUCAUCAUAUAUUACAAUUAUUUGAUUUCUUCGAAACAAAAGAUAGUAUCGUAUUAAUUACCCAACUAUGUCAAAAAGAUGACUUAUAUGAACUAAUAAUACAAAAUGAAAAAUUAGAUCUGAAAAGACAAGUAGUACCCUUCACUGCAUGUCUAUUAAGUGCUUUACAAUUCUUACAUUCUCAUGGGAUAGUUCAUAGAGAUAUUAAAGCUGAAAACGUUUUAUUUAGACUGAAUCCCACGAAUACUAACGGCGACAUGAAGAUAGACCAAGGCUAUGAUUUGAUGGCUCAUGAUUUGAUUCUGGCGGAUUUUGGUCUUGCCACACAAUUAGAUUCUUCAUCUUUGAAAGAAUACGUUGGAACCAUCUCAUAUAUUGCUCCGGAAAUUGUUAAAUGUAAAGGUGUCGAGAAAAUGAAUGCUGAUGAAUUGAAUUCUUUGACUAAAUAUAGUUAUCCAGUUGAUAUUUGGGCCCUCGGUGUUCUCACGUACUUUAUGGCAUUGGGGUUUACUCCAUUCGAUUGUGAAAAUGAUGAGGAAACUUUGGAUUGUAUCUCGAAAUGUGAUUAUUAUGUGGAUGAUGAUAUGUUACAUGAUCCAACUUUAAAGGAAUUUUGGAGUUUUAUACAAUGUUGUUUUACCAAAGAUGUGGCUAAUAGACCUACUGCUUUUGAUUUGAAAUAUCAUCCUUUCUUAAUGGACCAUUUUAAAUCUUCACUUAAUAAGAAUCUAAUGAAAAGACCCCAAGCUUUGUUAGGGUCUCAAUUUCAUUCACAAUCUCAAUUGAAUUUACGUGCAAGAGGAAAUGGAAAUGACAACUCCUCAACAACAACUAGUAACAUUAACUUACAAAAUAUAUUGGUAGUGGAAGAUCAGCAAGGUGAAGAAUUAUUAGAUACACCAGCAUUUUUAUUUUCUAGUUUACCCAUGGUAAGAAAUAAAUCAAGUUCUAGUUUACACUCAUUAAAGUCUCCAAGUAGAUCGAAAAUAAAUUCUAAUUCAUCUUCUACGACAUCGUUAUCAUCUCUGAUAUCUGCCACUUCAGAAUCAUUUAAUAACGGAAAUAGUAGUAGUAGUAGCUGUAGCAUGACAACAACUCAUCCUAAGGUACAGAAAAAGGUUACGAAAGUCCAUCCGGCUAAGAUUACAAAUACUACUCCAAGUAAAUUUGAAUUAUCUGAUAUGCAUGUUAAACACAACUUAAUACAAGCAUCUACAAACAAACAAGAGAAAAAUUUAGAUAAAAUAAGAGAUACAUUAAGAAGGACAUUAUCAAUGACAUCUUUAAGGCAACCCCUUCCACCACCAUCAGCUUCUAGCAACAAUAAGGCGGGCACAUUGACAUCGUCAACGUCAUCUAAAUUAUUAAAGAAAAAUUCCACGUUUGUAUUGGAUCCAAAACCUCCAGCAAGUUCAUUGAUGAAUGGUUGUUUUAGUACCACUCCAGAGGCAAUUUCUAAUUUUACAACCCCAAAAGAAUUAUCAAGACAAAGUUCAUUCGUGAAUAAUCAUAAAUCCAUGACUGCUAACAUUGUCGCUAAUUCUAAUUUGAAACAAGAAAAUAAAAAGUACAAUGCUAAUGAUAAUGCUAAUGCUAACGAUAAUGAUAAUGAUGACGAAGACGAAGACGAAGACGAUGAUAAUGAUGAUGCUGGUAUUUAUAUAUGA